UUCAGCCCCGCCCCCGCUUCCCCCUCGCUGUCUCCCUCGGCCUGCGCCGCCGCCGCCGCCGCCACUGCUCGUGGGCCCGGCUUCGCUCUGUCCGCUUCGCCCCUUUCCUAGCUCAGCGCUGCCCGGCCAGUCACCAUGGCGAACGUGGCCGACACGAAGCUGUACGACAUCCUGGGCGUCCCGCCGGGCGCCAGCGAGAAUGAGCUGAAGAAGGCAUACAGAAAAUUAGCCAAGGAAUACCAUCCUGAUAAGAAUCCAAAUGCUGGAGACAAAUUCAAAGAAAUAAGCUUUGCAUAUGAAGUUCUAUCAAAUCCCGAGAAGCGUGAAUUAUAUGACAGAUAUGGAGAACAAGGGCUUCGGGAAGGUAGUGGCGGCGGUGGUGGCAUGGAUGACAUUUUCUCUCACAUUUUUGGUGGGGGAUUGUUCGGCUUUAUGGGCAAUCAGAGUAGAAGUCGAAACGGCAGAAGAAGAGGAGAGGACAUGAUGCAUCCACUCAAAGUAUCUUUAGAAGAUCUGUAUAAUGGCAAGACAACCAAACUACAACUUAGCAAGAAUGUACUCUGCAGUGCGUGCAGCGGCCAAGGUGGGAAGUCUGGAGCAGUUCAGAAGUGCAGUGCUUGUCGAGGUCGAGGUGUACGCAUCAUGAUCAGACAGCUGGCUCCAGGGAUGGUACAGCAGAUGCAGUCUGUGUGCUCUGAUUGCAAUGGAGAAGGAGAAGUAAUUAAUGAAAAGGACCGCUGUAAAAAAUGCGAAGGGAAGAAAGUGAUUAAAGAAGUCAAAAUUCUUGAAGUCCAUGUAGACAAAGGCAUGAAACACGGACAGAGAAUUACAUUCACUGGGGAAGCAGACCAGGCUCCUGGGGUGGAACCAGGGGACAUUGUUCUUUUGCUGCAGGAAAAAGAACAUGAGGUGUUCCAGAGAGAUGGAAAUGAUUUACAUAUGACAUAUAAGAUAGGACUUGUUGAAGCCCUGUGUGGAUUUCAGUUCACAUUUAAGCACCUUGAUGCCCGUCAGAUUGUGGUGAAAUACCCCCCUGGCAAAGUAAUUGAACCAGGAUGUGUUCGUGUGGUUCGAGGUGAAGGAAUGCCACAGUAUCGUAAUCCCUUUGAAAAGGGGGAUCUUUACAUAAAGUUUGAUGUGCAGUUUCCUGAAAACAACUGGAUCAACCCAGACAAGCUUUCUGAACUAGAAGAUCUUCUGCCAUCUAGACCAGAAGUUCCUAACAUAAUUGGAGAAACGGAGGAGGUAGAGCUUCAGGAAUUUGAUAGCACACGAGGCUCAGGAGGUGGUCAGAGGCGCGAGGCCUACAAUGAUAGCUCUGAUGAGGAAAGCAGCAGCCAUCAUGGACCUGGAGUGCAGUGUGCCCAUCAGUAAACUCAGCGAACAGAAUGCGCAGGUGGAUUCUCUUUCCACGUGUGCCUGAUUUGUUCUCAGCGAUCCAGCUGGAGUGUCGGAUCAAUCCAGAUGAACUGAUGGACAUCUGUUGGUCUAUGUGUAACUUUUAAAAUUGGUAUAGUAUCUACAGAGUGUAUAAUUUAAACUAACACAAAGCUUUACAUCUUCAUUUCGACUGUUCUGUAGCAGAAUAAAGCACUUGAAAGGAAACAAGACUCCCUUUCACACAUGGGUUAUAAGUUUCAGUCCUGGUAUCUGUGCUUGAUUUUUAUCAGUUUUGUGUAGAUUUUAUGUUUCAUAUUUUAAAUUCAAAUCCCACAUUGUAAAGUUGUACAAUUUGUCCUGAAGCUUUGUGUUUGGCUGCACCUGCAUAAGCUGCUACAAAUAGAAUAAAGAAUUUCAUAGCCUGUAUCUAUCAUUAGAUGCAUGGAAAAUGGGCUUUGCACACAAUGGGUUUGGAGCUGACUGGGAACAAUGGAAAAAUUAAAUUAGCUGUGGUUGUAAAAUUUUGUUUUGUUUUUUCUUUUUUCUUUUUUUUUUUUUUUACCAUCUUGUGAAAGGUUUCUGAAACUUGAUAAUAAAAAGCAGUUGGUGUAAAUUAUUCUUUGUGUCACAUUUUUAGAAGGAAGAACAUGUUAAACUGUAAAGUGUAUCCUUAAACUGGAGAAUGUAUCCUUAGUUCUGGUUCUUAUACAGCCCUUAACCCAUUGGCCUGAGGCUUAUACUUCAGGCACCUGCCCAUUUUUUAGUUUUAAAGACAAAGUUGGUAGAAACAGGCUUUAUUGGCUUUAAUUGAUGCUCGUAGAGUCCAGGACAUCUAAGUUAAUGUAACUCCUAAGUUAAUGAUCCUGAAUAUUGGGGCUCGCCCAGGCCUCUGUAUCUCCCUCGUACUCCCAUUUUUAAAAAUAAGGUAACAGCAAAUCAUUAGUAGAACCAUGUCUGCAUACAACCUGUUAAAAUGCUCUGUUUUCAUUAAAUGUUAAGUUAAAAGUUGCUCUGUCUCCAUUAACUUGAAUAUUUGAAAUUGGGGGAAAGCACUGAUUAUUAGUUUGAUCUUCUGUUUAAUUUUUUAUAGAAAAGUAAGACUGAGGUUGUAAUGAAAAAAAUCAGGUGAAAGUUUGAAAAGGAUGUUGUGUUCCUCUUUCCAUCUGAUUAUUACCUUCUCACUCCCAGGGCAAAGAUUUUUAGAACACAUUUAUUUGAGGAAGAGGAGACAUCCAGGUGCACAUUUUACAUUCGUAAAGGAACAAAUGGGGGAAAACCGAAAAUUAAAAUUUUUAAUAUGUGUUAAUGCCAUCCCUGAGCCUAAAUACGGUAUGUAGUUUAAUCCUAGGUCUGUUAGAACCUGAAUGAAAAAAGGUGUCCUGCCACUAAUCAAGACAUGUGAGGUUUAAAUUACUGCCCAAUCCACUCUACCUCCAUUGUACAAAAAAUAUUUUACAACAAGCCUGGGCAAGAUACAACAGCAGAGUAGUUUUGUAUUCAAGGUUCCUUCCCCACAGCCACUUUAAGCUUAAGAAAUGCAGUUGCAAUAUGAAGUUUGUAGCCUUUCCAAUAAAGGUUUAUAAAACUGUUCA
Molecule: messenger RNA, 2972 nt
Organism: Oryctolagus cuniculus (rabbit)
Lineage: Eukaryota; Metazoa; Chordata; Mammalia; Lagomorpha; Leporidae
Gene: DNAJA2
Product: DnaJ heat shock protein family (Hsp40) member A2
Biological process (GO): protein folding; response to heat
Molecular function (GO): Hsp70 protein binding; ATP binding
Source: RefSeq, a predicted model, not a curated record